Molecule: messenger RNA, 2751 nt
Organism: Oncorhynchus gorbuscha (pink salmon)
Lineage: Eukaryota; Metazoa; Chordata; Actinopteri; Salmoniformes; Salmonidae
Product: zinc finger protein 791-like
Exons: 4
Coding region: 362-1756 (464 amino acids)
Biological process (GO): regulation of transcription by RNA polymerase II
Cellular component (GO): nucleus
Molecular function (GO): DNA-binding transcription factor activity, RNA polymerase II-specific; RNA polymerase II transcription regulatory region sequence-specific DNA binding
Source: RefSeq, a predicted model, not a curated record
AGUGUAGUAACUAUUGUUUCCAAACUGCGUUACCCACUCCAGCCAGCAGAUGGCGAUGAGCUUCUUUCAGGUGAUGCUUCUUGUGUGACGUAUAAUGGACUGGACGGACGCUUCUUCAGGAACAACAACACGGAUACUAUUUCAACCGCGUCCGUAGCUUGCUAGCCAACAUAAAAGUGAAAUAUUGACGUUUUAGGCCAUGUUAAUGUACAUUAGCUAAUCCCAGUGUAUAAAACACAUUUCAGUUGACGUUAACUUGAACCUAAUUUGCUUGUUCGAGUUGCAAAUGUGUUAAAGAUUGAUACUGAGCCUAGCACUAGGCUAUUCGCUAAUGCUAACUAGCUAGCUAACAUCCCUGACCAUGAGCUCAUUAAACUACUCAUCCCCUGCUAAAGAAGAGGAUGUCUGCUGUCCGGAGAAAGAAGCUCUGGCGCUGAACAUUGUCGUGAAAGACGAAGAGGAGGAUAUUACAGUGAAAGGAGAGAAAGAAGCUCUGCCUCUGGACAUUGUCGUGAAAGACGAAGAGGAGGAUAUUACAGUGAAAGGAGAGAAAGAAGCUCUGGCGCUGGACAUUGUCGUGAAAGACGAAGAGGAGGAGGAUAUUACAGUGGAAGGAGAGAAAGAACCUUUCAGAAUGGAAGAGGGGGAAGAGGAGGCUGUUAUAGGGAAAGAAGAGAAAGCAUCCUCUUCCUCUCUAAAAGGUUCUAUCUCAGUAAAGGUGAAGGAGGAAGAGGUUUUGGGAGUGAAAGAGGAGGAGACAGAAUAUCAGAUUAACACCAGAGAGAGACAUGACUAUCGUGGAUCCUCUGGGGAGACUCAACAACAUCCUGAUGCUGACGAGACAGAGAAGAGUCUCUCCAGAUCAGAACACCAGAUGGACAAUGCUAGCCCUUCCUCCCUCCCGGAGUCCAUGUGUCGUGCCUCUCCUGGUAGCACCUUACUGCUGGGUAUGAAGAGGUUGUCUGUGCUGCUGGUGGACUGCAGGAAAACAACAGGGCUGAGGGGAACUGUGAGAGGAGGAGCAGAGAAGAAAGGAUCAGAUUUGACACAUCAAAGAGGAAAACCAAACUUGGAGGAACCAAAGACCUCCACAACAUCAAGACGACACCUCUGCUCCCAGAUCAAGUUAGGAAGCCUGAAAAGACCUGAGAGGACACACACAGGAGAGAAGCCGUACCAUUGCACCCAGUGUGGAAAUAGUUUUAGCCGGUUAGGAAGCCUCAAAGCUCAUGAGCGAAUACACACGGGAGAGAAGCCAUACCAUUGCGGCCAGUGUGGAAAGAGUUUUAGCCUGUUAGGAAGCCUGAAAGCUCAUGAGCGAAUACACUCAGGAGAGAAGCCAUACCAUUGCGGCCAGUGUGGAAAUAGUUUUAACCAGUUAGGAAACAUGAAAAGACACGGGAGGAUACACACAGGGGAGAAGCCAUACCACUGCUCCCAGUGUGGAAAGAGUUUUACGGCGUUAGUUAAGCUGGAAGCUCAUGAGCGAAUUCACACAGGGGAGAAGCCUUACUACUGUUCCAUUUGUGGAAAGAGUUUUAACCAUUUAGUUAACAUGAAAAGACAUGAGAGGAUACACACAGGAGCGAAGCCUCACCAUUGCUCCCAGUGUGGAAAGAGUUUUAAGCGGUUAGACACCCUCAAAGAUCAUUUGCGAAUACACACAGGGGAGAAGCCUUUCCGUUGCGCCCAGUGUGGAAAGAGUUUUAGCCGGUCAGGAAGCCUGAAAGAGCACGAGCGAAUUCACACAGGGUAGAAAUCUUACCACUGCGUUUUUACCCAAUUAGGACACCUGAAAGAAGACAUGAGACCACACACAGGGGAGAAGCCUUACAAAUGUUCAGACUGGGGGGAAGGCAUUUUACUCAUCAGUAGCGUAAAAAACAUGUGAGAAUCCACACAGGAGAGAAUAAUGACUUCUCCUUGUGUGUAAAUGUAUAUUUCACAUCACAUUAAAAUUCAUCAGAGAACAUACACAGUGCUCCCAAUUGUCUUAUAUUGUUGACUGAGAAUGUGUUUACUUGUUUAUACCACAUGAAAUUGAAUGGUACAAAGUAUACUCAAAAAUAUAUUUGUGUGUUUUCAUUUGAAAAUAUGAAUUGAAUAUUGUUGUGUCUUUGCCAUCAUUAAAAGUGAAGACUUAUUUUAUUAAGUCAAUUCUCUGUAAUUAUUAUUACGUGAUUAAACCAAUCAUGUACAUUUAAUUAACUAGGAAGUCGGGGCACCACGGAAAGACUUCAGAUUACAAAGUUAUACUUUUCCGAAUGUAACUCUUCUGAUAUUUUAUUAUCUGUUCAAUUGGUCUUUUAUAUUAAUGAAUUAUUCUUUACCUCACAUCAGUCUCAUUCCAAACGUCGUAAAUUGUUGGUUAUCUGCACGAACCCAGCCUUUUUUUUAAAUAAAUCAUCCAUACACCAGUUGGCUUAAUCAUUUAUUUACUAACUAAAUAAUCACAGAAAUGCGCAAACAAACAGUAGAUACUGGUUACUAACGAAUGAUAGGGAAGAUUCCCUACUGGGCUAAGCCGAUAUGACGGCUUGGUGGACAAAGGGAAGUGGGUGUGGACUGAGAAACAAACAGUAGAUACUGGUUACUAACGAAUGAUAGGGAACAUUCCCUACUGGGCUAAGGGUUCAUUACACACAGUUGAUAAGUACAGUUGAAGUCGGAAAUGUACAUACAUUGGGGCAAAAACGUAUUUAGUCAGCCACCAAUUGUGCAAGUUCUCCCACUUAAAAAGAUGAGAGAGGC